GGUGCAAAGCCGCCAGAGUUCAAUCAGCUGGGGUUACACACCAUUACACCUUUUUGGCUCGACCUUCCAUUUUGCAAUAUUUUCAGGUGCAUAACACUGAAUAUUCUUCAUCAAUUACACAAAGGUGUAUUUAAAGAUCAUCUCGUCAACUGGGCAACACAAUGCAUGAAGGGAGGUGCACCUGAAGUUGACCGAUGCUUUAGAUCAAUGCCAAAGCAGGGCAAUCUGAAGCAUUUCAAGAAGGGUAUAUCAUUGGUGAUGCAAUGGACUGGAGUCGAAUACAAAAAUAUGGAGAAAAUAUUCCUAGGUGCAAUCUCAGGCAGCACAAAAGACAUCCAGGUUCUCAGUGCUGUACGCGCAGUGCUUGACUUCAUCUAUUAUGCUCAUUUCGAGAUCCAUUCUGAAGAGUCGCUUACUCUAUUAACGGAAGCAUGGCAAGAAUUUCAUCACAAUAAGGAUGUUUUUGUGCAGCUAGGUGCAUGCGCCAAUUUCAAUAUUCCGAAGUUUCAUGCUGUCGAACAUUAUCCCCAAUCAAUCAGAUUAAAGGGUACUGCAGAUGGCUAUAGUACUGAAGGCUCCGAAAGGCUGCAUAUCGAUUUCGCAAAGGUGGCAUAUGGUGCAAGUAAUAAAAAUGCGAAUUACACUACGCAAAUGUGCAAGUGGCUUGACCGCCAAGAAGCAACUUUGCGAUUUGACUCCUUCCAGCAAUGGGCAAAGGCCAAGGAUGCUGGCAUUCCAAUCACACCUGCUUACCUCUCCAUGAUCGACUCUGCUUCCAAUGCUCAUGACACGGAUGAUCCUAAUCUGCCAGAGCCAGAGGAGGAUGGACUAGAGCCUCUGCUUCAAGAUAUUUUUGACAAGGCGGCACCCUGCUUGACUGCUAAACAUCCCACCUUUCCAAGUGUAUCAGUUUCGACACUUGAGCACGACUUCAGGGUUGCAUUUUUAGGAUAUUAUAUUGAUCAAUUUCUGUGCCAGCUUGCGACCUCCAAGCCUGAGACCCCAAUUCCUAAAUUGUGA
Molecule: messenger RNA, 1020 nt
Organism: Laetiporus sulphureus 93-53
Lineage: Eukaryota; Fungi; Basidiomycota; Agaricomycetes; Polyporales; Laetiporaceae
Exons: 2
Source: RefSeq, a predicted model, not a curated record